Staurois parvus is the source of this 408-nucleotide messenger RNA. NCBI's taxonomy places the organism in Eukaryota, Metazoa, Chordata, Amphibia, Anura, Ranidae. The record is from the annotation of a GenBank genome assembly.
AUGAAGGCUUCGAUCAUCCUGUUGCUAAUUGGUCUGGCUGUAGCUCAGGCGCAGUUUCAAUGGAUGCGCGACUCCGGAAAAUUUGUAAAAGAUGCCGCCCUCGGGUCCCGUGACAUGGCCAGAGCCUACAUGGAUAUGAGAGAAGCCAACUUCAAAAAUGCAGACAAGUAUUUCCACGCUCGGGGGAACUAUGACGCUGCACAGCGAGGACCCGGGGGGGCUUGGGCUGCCAGGGUGUUAAGACUCUGGUCUCCAUUUUUCUCUAGUGACGGCAGAGAAGCGGUCCAGAUGAGAGGCAGCGGCAGAGGAGCCGAGGACAGCCGGCUGGACCAGGAGGCCAAUCGCUGGGGGAGGAACGGAGGCGACCCCAACCGCUACAGACCUGCAGGACUGCCCAGCAAAUACUAA